Messenger RNA from Ilex paraguariensis (yerba mate), 1122 nucleotides. The record is from the annotation of a GenBank genome assembly. NCBI's taxonomy places the organism in Eukaryota, Viridiplantae, Streptophyta, Magnoliopsida, Aquifoliales, Aquifoliaceae.
UGCUGAAAGAUAAUGCUGGAUUUACUCCUGCACAGCUUGCAUCUGAUAAAGGUCAUCGACAUGUCGCUUUUUUCCUUUAAAGAUCCUGGUUAUAUAAAAGCAAGGAUGGGUAAUCAUACUGAUGCUGAGGAUCCUUUGUUGAAUAUUGAUCUGAAGAAUUCCUCUACUUGGACGGGGAAUUGGUCUCAACUUUGCCCUACCUGCAAGAUAAUAAGACCAGUUCGCUCCAAACACUGCCCUAUAUGCAAGCACUGUGUGGAACAGUUUGACCAUCACUGUCCCUGGAUCUCAAAUUGUGUGGGCAAGAGGAAUAAGUGGGACUUCUUUGUUUUUCUCUGCAUGGGAACGUUGACAUCAUUCCUCGGUGGUGGUGUUGCAGUUCAUAGGAUUUGGACAUCAGUACCAGCAUUGCGAGAUGAAGAAACAUGGAUUCAUCAUGUGGUUGUUGAACAUCCUGGCGUAGUUGCUUUUCUGGUUAUGGACGCACUUAUUUUCAUUGCUGUUAUAACUUUGAUGGCAGCACAAGCAUUCCAGAUUUCCCGGAACAUUACCACUAAUGAAUUUGCAAAUUCUGCACGGUAUGGUUAUCUUUUUGGUCCAGAUGGGCGUUUCCGCAACCCAUAUAACCAUGGGUGCCGAAAGAAUUGUGCGGAUUUCCUGAUCCAUGGCUACACAGAUGACAAUGAGAUUGCUUGGCCUCCUUUACAGCAGGUUGCCAGGUAGUCGUAUAUGUCACGGUAUGCAAUUGUACUACUGUUCUUCCUCUGUUGUCGGGUGAUUCUGAAACCCUUCCUCUCAGUUACAAAUAUUGGUCAUACCUCACCACAGGCCCCACAGCUGUCGCUAUAUUCACCCUUACUCAUUUUCCGGAAAAACAGAAACUCGAUUUCAUUACCUGUCUCUGUACAUUUCAAUACCAUAAAAUCAUAGAGAAACUAUAUUCCUGUAACACGUUCUCUUAUCAAUUCCAUAUGGCAUAUGGGGUUCUGUAAUCUUCCCACCUGCUGUUUACUUGGUUUAAACGGAAAAUGGAUUCUAAAUCCUAAUACCGGUAAACUUGAGGAACUUUGCAACAGGGCCAAUAGAUACAAACUCUACAAUAUAAUUGGGUUGUUGGUAGGG